AUGUCCACCUCUGAGGCGUAUGCGCAUCUUGGCCUCGCCGAUGGGGAACCUAUCGAGGUCGUAUCGAAGGCUUACAAGAAGCUCGCUCUAUUAAAGCACCCAGACAAGAACCCAGGCAACCCAGAAGCCACAGCCGAGUUCCAACAGAUCGGUGCGGCAAUGGCCCAUCUCCAGCGCCACUUCGAGCGCGUCGACAAGUCGGGCGGUCGGUACGAGUCUGACGACGACGACGACGGCGACUUUUAUUCGGACGAUUUCUACGAUGAUGACGACGAGAGCGAUUAUGAGGAUAUGGAGUUUUACAUGUAUCUCUUUGAAGAGUUUAUGCGUGGCCGCUCGCGCCAGUUCAAUUCUUCGCACUUCCGUCAAGCGCACAACAGCUACUACGACGCGCACCCGCACGUACACAGCCACGAGCACCACCACCACCACCACGGACCCGGGCACUACCACUACGACGAACCACCGCACGACCCCGAAGCCGCGAUACGCGCUCGCGAGGAGCAAGAAGCCGCCGCCGAGCGUCGUGAACGCGAGGAAGCGCGUCGCAAGCAACGGUUGGCGGAGGAACGCGAACGCGAACGCCGCGAGGCCGAAGAGCGCAAAAACAACAAAGCGUCGUCAAAGAAAGCCAAAGCCGCGCAGAAACAGAAGAACGCGGAGCAAGCUGCGAAAGCGUUGAAAGAGCGCGUGCAGACGCGGCGUAGUGCUGUUUUCGAAGCGGCCAGGAAGGGCGAUGCUGCGGCUGUUAAGAAGGGCGUGUAUGAGGAUGAUGUGGAUGCUGCUGGAGGCGAGGUCAAGCUCGGACACGACGAAUUUGUUAAGACUAUGCCGAAAGAUAGGAAGGAGACGCUUUUGCAUAUCGCGGCGAAGCGCGGAGAUGCUGAUCUUGUUGAAUGGCUCUGCUCUCACAGUGCGGACCCAGAGGAACGUGACAGCAACGACCUCACCGCCGUCCAUUACGCCCUCAAACUCGGCCAUACCGAAACCGUCAAACGCUUCUUCGAAGAGUACGCCCCUCGUGAGAGCGAAUACCGCUCGAUCUACCGCGUCCCGGGCAACGCCAACCUCCUCUCACUCGCUCUUGAGUCCGAGACGCCAGAAACGGUCUGGCUUGUCCUCGAGAAUAAGCUCGCGAAUAAGCAGGAGAUCCGCGACCUGUGGAAUACGCGGCCGUUGCCGGCGAAGACGGCGAAGGGCCCGAAGGAUAAGGGUACCGCCGCGGAGGAGAUCUCUAAUCUGCUCAUGAGCUACGGUGGGAUCGGGGCCAAUGAGAAGCCGAAUAACGUCUCGGGAGGAAGUGGAGGGGCGGCGAAGGGGAAGAAGGCGGAGGUGCCGCCGGAAAGCAGCAGCGAGAGUAGCGAGGACGAGGCUGCUCCUCCGCCAUCUGCAAAGCCGAACAGCUCUGCACAGAGUCAGAACGGCAACAACGCCCAGCAGCAGAACGGGAAUACCAACGGUGCAUCACGCGGGAAUGGGCGUGGACGGGGUCGCGGUAAAGGUCGUGGACGCGGGCGCGGUCGCGGUCGUGCAUGA
Messenger RNA from Peniophora sp. CBMAI 1063, 1536 nucleotides. The record is from the annotation of a GenBank genome assembly. NCBI's taxonomy places the organism in Eukaryota, Fungi, Basidiomycota, Agaricomycetes, Russulales, Peniophoraceae.